Messenger RNA from Ictidomys tridecemlineatus (thirteen-lined ground squirrel), 3784 nucleotides. RefSeq names its product glutamyl aminopeptidase (gene Enpep). Gene Ontology annotation, molecular function: zinc ion binding; metalloaminopeptidase activity; peptide binding. Lineage: Eukaryota; Metazoa; Chordata; Mammalia; Rodentia; Sciuridae. The record is from RefSeq and is a predicted model, not a curated record. Gene Ontology annotation, cellular component: cytoplasm; plasma membrane. Gene Ontology annotation, biological process: peptide catabolic process; proteolysis; regulation of blood pressure.
CUGGAGUCCCCAUCCCACCCCCCCUCGUUUCCGCCCUCACCCUGGAGUGGCUGGUGGGAACUUGAAGGGACUGGAAAAGACGCAAGAAAGCAAGAAAGCCAGAGGAAGAGGUGGGGUGAAAGUGAAAACAGGCUGCCAAGCCAGGGGACUCUCUCCAAUUUAAGAAGGAAGUCAGCUGACGUUAGUUAAAUUUAACAUCCCUCUUAUGUGUAACAUUUGACUUCGGAAACAAAAAAAAAAAAAAAUGAACUUUGCAGAGGGAGAGGGCUCUAAGAGAUACUGCAUUCAAACCAAACAUGUGGCUAUUAUCUGUGCGGUGGUGGUGGCUGUGGGGUUAAUAGUGGGACUCUCCGUGGGCUUGACCCGAUCGUGUGACUCCACCGACGGCACAGCUCCGGCGCCAUCCCACCUUCCUCCCCGGACUAGCCCUUCGGCCCUUCCUCCCACGGCCAGACCUUCAGAGCCCCCUCCCCAGGACCCCAGCGCCUGUCCUGCCAGCGAAGAUGCAAGUGGAGGUUGGAAACAUUUCAGACUGCCGGCCACCGUCAACCCCGUGCACUACGACCUGGAGGUGAAGCCCCUGAUGGAGCAGGACACGUACACCGGCAGAGUGACCAUCUCCAUCAACGUGAGCGCGCCCACGCCUCACCUGUGGCUGCACCUGCGGGACACCUGGAUCACCCGGCUCCCCGAGCUCAGGAAGCCCUCGGGGGAGCAGGUGAAGCUCAGGAGGUGCUUCGAGUAUAAAAAGCAAGAGUAUGUGGUGGUGGAGGCCGAAGAAGAGCUGGCCCCCGUCGGUGACAAAGGUCUCUACCUCCUGACCAUGGAGUUCGCUGGCUGGCUGAACGGCUCCCUGGUGGGGUUUUACAGAACCACCUACGUGGAGAACGGGCAAGUCAAGAGCAUAGCGGCCACUGACCAUGAACCAACAGAUGCCAGGAAAUCCUUCCCAUGUUUUGAUGAGCCCAACAAAAAGGCGACUUACACCAUAUCCAUCAUCCACCCCAAAGACUAUCAUGCACUUUCAAAUAUGCCCGUUGAGAUAUCAGAGUCAGUGGAUAACCAAUGGAUUCGAACAACUUUUCAGAAGUCUGUUCCAAUGAGCACUUACCUGGUGUGCUUUGCUGUACAUCAAUUUGCCUCCAUAACGAAAAUGUCAGAAAGUGGAAAACCCCUCACUAUUUAUGUCCAGCCAGAGCAAAAACACACAGCUGAGUAUGCUGCAAACAUGACUAAAAUUAUAUUUGACUAUUUUGAAAACUACUUUGCUAUCAAUUAUUCUCUUCCUAAAUUAGAUAAAAUCGCUAUUCCAGACUUUGGCACUGGUGCCAUGGAGAACUGGGGACUUGUCACUUACAGAGAAACAAACCUGCUUUAUGACCCUCAGGAAUCAGCCUCAUCCAACCAACAGAGGGUGGCCACUGUGAUUUCCCACGAACUUGUGCAUCAGUGGUUUGGAAAUAUUGUAACCAUGGACUGGUGGGAAGACCUGUGGCUGAAUGAAGGAUUUGCUUCUUUCUUUGAAUUCCUGGGAGUAGACCAUGCAGAAAAAGAGUGGCAAAUGCGUGACCAGAUAUUACUUGAAGAUGUAUUACCUGUACAAGAGGAAGAUUCUUUAAUGUCUUCACACCCAAUAGUCGUCACCGUGACAACCCCUGAUGAAAUAACAUCUGUUUUUGAUGGAAUAUCCUAUAGCAAGGGAGCUUCUAUUCUUAGAAUGCUUGAAGACUGGAUAACACCAGAUAAAUUUCGAAGAGGAUGUCAGAUUUACUUGGAAAGAUUCCACUUCAGGAAUGCAAAGACUUCAGAUUUUUGGGAAGCACUGGAAGAGGCAAGUGAGAAGCCGGUGAGAGAAGUAAUGGACACCUGGACUAGACAGAUGGGUUAUCCUGUGCUAAAUGUGAAUAAAACAAGCGUCACACAGAAGCGUUUUCUGCUGGACUCAAGAGCUGAUCCUUCCCAGCCACCUUCAGAUUUUGGUUACACAUGGAAUAUUCCAAUUAAAUUUACUGAAAAUGAUACAUCAGACAGUGCCUUCUACAAUAGGUCAGAAAAAGAAGGAAUCACUUUGAACCCUUAUGAUUCUAGUGGAAAUACUUUUCUCAAAAUAAAUCCAGAUCAUAUUGGGUUUUAUCGUGUAAAUUAUGAAAAACUAACUUGGGACCAGAUCGCUGGGAAUCUUCUCUCAAACCACUUGCAAUUUUCUUCUGCUGACCGUGCAAGUUUCAUUGAUGAUGCUUUUGCCUUGGCCAGAGCUCAACUGCUGGGUUAUGAUGUGGCUCUGAACUUGACCCGGUAUCUCAAAAUGGAAGAGAACUUUUUACCAUGGCAGAGAGCCAUUUCAGCUGUAACUUACAUCAUUAGCAUGUUUGAAGAUGAUAAAGAGCUAUACCCCUUGAUAGAGAAAUACUUCCAAGAUCAAGUGAAGCUCAUUGCAGAUUCUCUGGGAUGGAAUGAUACUGGCGACCACCUUACAAAGUUACUCCGUGCCUCUGUGUUAGGGUUUGCCUGCAAGAUGGGAGACCCAGAGGCCUUGAAGAAUGCUUCCCAGUUAUUUGAGGACUGGAUAAAGACAGGCAAGAGCAUUCCUGUCAAUCUCCGGCUUUUGGGUUAUCGGUAUGGAAUGCAGAACUCUGGAAAUGAAGCUUCAUGGAACUAUACUCUAGAGCAAUACCAGAAAACUUCAUUAGCUCAAGAAAAAGAAAAACUGCUCUAUGGAUUAGCAUCAGUGAAAAAUGUUACUCUUUUGGCAAGGUAUUUGGAUUUGCUCAAGGACCCAGACCUUAUUAAAACUCAGGAUGUGUUUACAGUCAUUCGAUAUAUCUCCUAUAAUAGCUAUGGGAAGAGCAUGGCGUGGAAUUGGAUACAGCUCAACUGGGAGUACCUAGUCAACAGAUUUACACUCAAUAACAGAAACCUUGGCCGGAUUGUCACUAUAGCAGAGCCAUUCAACACUGAAGUACAACUCUGGCAGAUGCAGAGCUUUUUUGAAAGAUAUCCAGAAGCUGGAGCAGGAGAAAAACCUAGGGAACAAGUGGUGGAAACAGUGAAAAACAAUAUUGAGUGGCUAAAACAAAAUAGAGAGACCAUAAAAGAAUGGUUUUUUAACUUAUCAAAUAACAGUUAAUAUGUUCAAAUGUCAUAUUUUUUUAAUUUGUGAAGUUGUUGUUUUUCCUAUUAAGCAUUUAAUGGUCUAAAUUUAGAAGCACUAAGGAGAGAGCCUUAUGAAUGGAUACUGACUUUGCUAAGUACUGUGUUGACGUCUUGCAAAGCUUUUAAAUUGUUCCUCUUUGUUUAUGAAGGAAGAUACUAAUAGAGUAUUUAAUAUACUCAGGGAUUUCUUCUAAGUGUACUUCAUAGGAGAUUCUUUACAAACUGAAGAGAAUUUAAUAGUCAUUUUAAUGUCUUUAAAUAUCAUUCUUUGUAUCUUAAAUCUGUGAAAAUAGAACAAUUUGGUCUUAGCUUUACAUUUUUAGUACCAAAGAAACACCACUUAAUCUUCUCUCUUGAUUGAUUUUUAAAGUUUAAAUACCAGUACUUGAGGGACAUAUUACCAUCUUAAUCUUUAUUUUAUUAUUCAGAGUUACACAGACCUAAUAUCAUUUUAUUCACAUAUGUCUUACUACUUUAAAUCCUACCAAAGUAACCUGGGCUUAAGUUUUGCUCGAGGAUUGCAUGAAUUAGCCAAAGAAAUGGCUGAAUGUUGCCAUUGCUCUUAUAAAAUCAACAAGAGAACUCUUCUUUCCUUUUUAAAAAUAAAUCUAAAUUAUUACCUUGAAAAGAA